This is a messenger RNA of Zalophus californianus (California sea lion), 2616 nucleotides long. RefSeq names its product tigger transposable element-derived protein 1-like. The coding region runs from base 663 to 2543 and encodes 626 amino acids. The record is from RefSeq and is a predicted model, not a curated record. The transcript is spliced from 2 exons. Gene Ontology annotation, cellular component: nucleus. Gene Ontology annotation, molecular function: DNA binding. NCBI's taxonomy places the organism in Eukaryota, Metazoa, Chordata, Mammalia, Carnivora, Otariidae.
GGAGCAGGGAGCCCGAUGCGGGGCUCGAUCCCAGGAUCCUGGGAUCAUGACCGAAGCUGAAGGCAGACGCCCGACGACUGAGCCACCCAGGUGCCCCUCACUGAGUUUAUUUUUAACGUUUAAAAAAACACUUGACAGUCUCAGCGGAAUUCUCCAGGAUGGGGGACAAACCAAGAAAAAGAGAAAACAGAGCCAGAAAUGGAAGGAGGUAGGGAGGAUGAAGUAAGGACACAGACAGAAAGUCGGCGCGGGGAAGAUUCGAGAGAAAGGAAGCAGAAAGCCAGCUUUGGGCACAGGCAGCCUCCAGCGCCCCCGGCUGGCCUCUAUGCGCAGCGUCCUCGACGCCAAACUACAUUUCCCGGCGGCCCUGGGAGGGCCCGGCGCAGGGUUCAGAGCGCCGUCGGGGGCGGGCCCCACGCGGACUCCGCCAAUCUCGGCAGUCGCCGGCAAUCUUCCGCCCCCGCCGGGAAUAUGGAGGCUGAGCUCGGCCGCCUCCGGAAAGGGGCGCUCUAAGGCAGGAGAUGGGGAAGAGCUGAAGCAGCCGGCCCGCGUCGCGGUCCGGAGGCAGAGGCAGGUAUGGCAGGAGAGGCCAAGAGGCUGCCAUUGUAGGCACAUUGGUAGCUACUGUGGAUAGGCCCUGGGGAGAGACCUCAUCAAGGUGCAUGGCUCAGGGAGGCGGAAUGAAGACAACUCCUCGGCUGCAAGUGUCGGGGAAGGCACCCCUUGGUGGGAUUGGCCUCCGCCACAGUGCCAAGCGGGACCGAAAGUCCAUCACCCUGCAUGUGAAGUUAGAGGUGCUCCGGAGGUUUGAGGAAGGUGAGAAGCUGACUCAGAUUGCCCGGGCCCUGGGGCUGGCCACCUCUACCGUCGCUUCGAUCCGUGUCAACAAGGACAAGAUCCGGGCCAAUUCUCAGGCAGCCACCCCUGUCAGCGCCACACAGCUGACCCGCUGCCGGGGUGUGGUGAUGGGCCAUAUGGAACGCUUGCUGAGCCUGUGGAUUGAGGAGCAAAAGCGGCAGAACCUGCCCAUCAGCACACUGCUCAUCCAGGACAAGGCACGACGGCUCUUUGUGCAGCUGCAGCAUGAGCAGGGUAAUGGCACUCAGGCUGAGACCUUUGGGGCCAGUAAUGGCUGGUUUGCCCGAUUCAAGGCUCGCCACAAUGUGCUUUUGACAGAUGAGCCAUCGGUGGCUGACACCCAGGCUGCUGCCCACUACCCCCCAGUGCUGCGCACCAUUCUGGAGGAGGGCUGCUACUCACCACGCCAGGUCUUCAAUGUGGAUGAGACGGGCCUGUUCUGGAAGCGGCUCCCGGAGCGCAUGCUGCUGGCCCUGGAAGGGGCAGCUGGGCCUGGCCUCAAGGCCUCCAAGGACCACCUGACUCUGCUGCUUGGUGGCAAUGCAGCUGGUGAUUUCAAACUGAAGCCCCUGCUGGUGUACCCUUCAGAGAACCCGCGUGCCCUCAAGGGCUGCUCCAAGGCCAGCCUUCCUGUGGUCUGGCGCUCUAACCGCAACGACUGGCUGACACCCAGCAUCUUCCAGGAGUGGUUUACUGGCUGCUUCUGCCCUGCCGUGGAGAGCUACUGUGCCAGCCACGGCCUCCCACACCGUGCCCUGUUGCUCUUGGAUGGCGCGCCCUGCCACCCUGCUCAUCUGGGUGGCCUCUCAGCCCAUGUGCGAGUUGAGUUCCUGCCCAAGAACACAUCGGCCCUGAUCCAGCCCAUGAACCAGGGUGUCAUUGCCACAUUCAAGGCCUGUUACCUGCGCCGCACGCUCAGCCAGCUGGUCCAGGAGACAGCUGGGGAAGACCGGCCCUCUGUGCGGGAGUUCUGGCGCAGCUACACUGUUGUGACUGCUGUGGACAAUAUAGCCGAAGCCUGGGCAGAGCUGCAGCCUGCCACCAUGAAUGGUGCCUGGAGGAAGCUCUGGCCCGAGUGUGUCCCCCCUGGCACCCCCGAGCCUGACACUGUGCCUCAGCUCCGUCGCAGCAUUGUUGCACUAGCCAGCCAUGUGGGCCUUGGAGAUGCAGCUGAGGCCGAUGUCGCCAGCCUCCUGCAGGCCCAUGGGGAGCCCCCACCCCACGGCAGCCCCCAGGAUGCAGAGGAUGGGGACAUCAGCAGCUCUGGGUUGCCCUGGGAGGCAGGGAAAGGCUCAGUCUCCAGAAAACCAGAGCCAGAUUUCACAGAGGCUGUGGUGGGUGCGGGGACCGAGGAAGCUGAUGUGGGUGCUCUGAGCACCGAGCACCUGGCCCAGGCCCUGUCUCACUUUGCUGCUGGUUUACGGGUCCUCAUGGAGAAUGAUCCAAACCGGGAACGCAGCCUCCGGGUGUCCCGGGGUGUCCAGUGUGCCCUUGCCCGCCUCCGGGAGCUGCACCGGGAAAGGAGGCGACAGGCCCGGGCAGUUGCAUCCUUAGGGGGCCCCACGGCAGUGGCAACAAGGGAUUUGGCAGGAAAGCUGCCCUUGCCCCAAGUGGGGCCCAUAGAGGGUGGGGAUGUGGCUAAGGGCACUGGUCAUGAAGGUCAGAGCUCUGGCUGUCCUGUAUGAUUUGGGGCUUGGGCUUGACCUCACGUGAUCUCUCUCUAAUGAUGUUUUGUUUCUGGAGGUCAGAUACUGCUAC